Molecule: messenger RNA, 2080 nt
Organism: Seminavis robusta
Lineage: Eukaryota; Bacillariophyta; Bacillariophyceae; Naviculales; Naviculaceae
Source: the annotation of a GenBank genome assembly
UGAUGCUCGGUCUACCGUACGUGGGACCCUACUGGGUCUAAAUGUCAUUCUUGGAUAUUUUUGAAAGCAACGAACUUCAAAACAAAACCGUCUUUGCUCACACAGGUCUCAUUCGAUGAUAGAACCGGGCAGCCUCUGUUCUCUGUUUCCUUUCCUUCUGGUCAGCGUCAUUUCUUUCUGGUCAAUCCUUUGAGUGCCGACCUGCUUCGUCCACUAUCUUCUUGUUUACGAAACUAGCUUUAUCAGAAUGGACCCUUCUGAAUAUCUUUCUCUUUCGGAUACCGUCAAGUAUGGAAGUAUCGAAACGAACAGCACCAGAGAUUCGUCGGAAGAUGAAAACAGUCCUUCUGUCAGCCCUACGGGAACUGCAUUCAUUGAUGAUCACAUGGCAGGAGUCUUAACUCCCAGAUCUGUCUCUGAUGCUGCCAAUCAAGCUCUAGUCGCUGUAAGGCAUCUCCAUGAUGUAACCGUUCUUCCCGUAGCCGACGAACAUGGUCAUCUCGCCCAUUAUCCUGGCGAAGAAAUCGAUCAACAUCAGAGACAAAAGCUCAAGAGACCUUCCCAAGCAGGAAAACUCUUGGCAUCCUGUACUAGCAAGUUUCUAGAGGCAUUCAAGUGCCUCUAUUCAAUGGGAAUCUUGUUGCUCUCCAUUGGAUCCGUUAUGAUGGCAAUCUUCAACAAGCAGACGGUUGCCACAGCCCACGGUGUGCCUACCCCAGUUGCCUUUCUCAUCUUUUGGUUCCUCAUUGUCUGGUUGGCCAAGAUGGAAGGUGGUCAAGCCUGUUUGGUGGGCCUCCAACCAGUGGACAAGUCUCUGUACGCUCACACCCAUCCCAGAACCCUCAUCAGCACAAACGAGGCUCACAAGGGAGAUAACAUGGAACGUUUCAUUGUCGGACGGCAGUUCCUGGUCUGCUUGGUAGUGUUUUCGUCGAACUUAAUGGCUGCUACCAUUGAAAAUCCGCACGUCCCUGGACUCAGUGACUCCUUGACUGAUAUCUUACUGACGUCCGGAAAUGCCGUCACUUUGAUUGCGAUCAUCAUUGGACAGUCGGCACAGAUCAAUGCUGCCAACUGUAUGCUGGACUUUAUCAAUACGUGGUUCAUGAUUGUAACCACCUUCCUCUCUCUGAUUUUGGACAUGUCAGGCAUAUUGCACUCUGUCUACAUGUUCCAAAUUCUGUUCUGCAAAAUCACCAAUACUCCCAUUGACUCCAAUGAGCCACCUCGGACUCCAGCCCAAAACAUCUUCUUCUGGACCCGUGUUGCCUUCUCCACAUCCAUCUUGUGCCUCUCUUUUGCAGUUACCCUGGCAGCAGUCUGGAACGGCAAGACAACCAUGUACGCUGGGGUGCCAAACUACAUCUCGAUGGUGCUUCUAUUUGUCCUUUUGACCUUUGUUGGUAUCAUGGAGGGUAUGCAGAUUGCUCUCUUUGCUGUGGUCAACUUGCCUCCAAGUGAUCUCAAAGGGCAUCCCUUGGCUGCAAAGUGCUGCAAGCUCACGUUCAAGGGGUCUAACUUGCAAGCAUUUUUGAUUGGCCGACAAAUGUGUGUCACGCUGUGCAUGUUCAUUGUCGCUCGUCUCACCAGCUGUGAUGUCGCUCUCGAUGGCAGCGAACAUACCAUCUUUGGAGUCAGCGAAAACGUGCAGAGCUUUUUCAACACGGGAAUGUUGGGGGCUUUCAUCACAACCGUCAUUGGUUCUCUUGUGUGGCGUAUCAUUGCCUCUUGCUUCCCAGUUCCAUUCUUGUCCAACCCACUCAUCUAUGCCAUCAUCCGUCUCUGUUUGACCGUUGAAGCUUCUGGUGUGUGCUCAGCUGCUUGGCCUCUGGCUCUAGUACAGAAGGAAUUCAUCUUCGGAUACACGCUGGAUGAAGCGUACAUUGGUACUCCACAAGACCCUUUGGAAGAACCAUUGGUUGUGACCGUAUGAUGAUCUCUGCGGAAGGGAUACGGCACAUAGAGAGGAGGGAUCAAUAAGGGUGAAAUUCCUUGACAAAAGAGACACACUGUGAGGAUAAUUUUUGCUUCAACCAGAGAGUAGACUCUAACAGUUUUAAAAACCACUGCAUAUUGACCU